Molecule: messenger RNA, 5745 nt
Organism: Myiozetetes cayanensis
Lineage: Eukaryota; Metazoa; Chordata; Aves; Passeriformes; Tyrannidae
Gene: ZNF609
Product: zinc finger protein 609
Exons: 8
Coding region: 1-4245 (1414 amino acids)
Biological process (GO): regulation of transcription by RNA polymerase II
Cellular component (GO): nucleus
Source: RefSeq, a predicted model, not a curated record
AUGUCCUUGAGCAGCGGAGCUUCCGGAGGGAAAGGAAUUGAUGCGAACCCGGUUGAGACGUACGACAGCGGGGAUGAGUGGGACAUUGGUGUAGGGAAUCUCAUCAUUGACCUGGACGCUGAUUUGGAGAAGGAUCAGCAGAAACUGGAAAUGUCGGGCUCCAAGGAGGUGGGGCUCCCGGCACCCAACGCAGUGGCAACGCUACCGGAUAACAUCAAGUUUGUGAGCCCAGUGCCGGGCCCUCAGGGCAAGGAGGGCAAAUCCAAGUCAAAAAGGAGCAAGACUGGCAAGGACAGUGGGAAGCCGACCCCAGGGUCCUCCCUGUUCACUCCCAGUGAGGGAGCUGGUGGCAAGAAGGAGGCUCAAGGACGCUCUGGGGAUGGCGCGAACUCAGGUGGUUUGGUGCCUGCCGUCACCCCAAAGGGCUCAGAGAAGUCGGCCAAGGCGUCUCGCAGCGUGGCUGGCUCCAAGAAAGAGAAGGAGGGCGGCUCAUCUAAAAGCAAGAAGGAAAGGAGUGAAGGUGCGGGGGCUGCGGUGGAGAAGGAGUCCAGCGUGCUGCAGCCCCUGGCCCUGGCAGUGAGGGUGGGACAGUAUGAUGGAGGCCAGGGGACAGAGCCUGCUGCUGCCGAGCAGCUUGGGAGUAUAGCUAUUGACACGGGAGCUGCGCUCAAUCCCUUGGGAGUUAAGUCGGAGCUGGAGGAUGGGGAAAGUGAGUGUCGGCAACUGAAGAAGGUGAAGUCGGAGAAGAUGGAGUCUCCAGUCUCUACGCCCGCAGUGUUGCCCUUGCACCUCCUCGUGCCUGUGGUCAACAACGACAUCUCGUCGCCAUGCGAGCAGAUCAUGGUACGCACCCGCUCGGUGGGAGUGAACACCUGCGACGUGGCCCUGGCCACCGAGCCCGAGUGUCUGGGCCCCUGUGAACCUGGGACCAGCGUGAACCUGGAGGGCAUUGUCUGGCAGGAAACAGAGGAUGGAAUGCUGGUGGUCAACGUCACCUGGAGGAACAAGACGUACGUGGGGACGCUGCUGGACUGCACACAGCAUGACUGGGCUCCUCCUCGGUUCUGUGACUCUCCCACCAGUGACCUGGAGAUGCGCAAUGGCCGGGGCAGGGGCAAACGCAUGCGCCCCAACAGCAACACGCCAGUGAAUGAAGCGGCUGCCGCCUCGGAUAGCAAAGGGACCAGUAACAGCAGCAAGACCCGGGCAGGAGCCAACAGCAAGGGGCGCCGGGGCAGCCAGAACUCCUCGGACCACCGCACUCCGCCUAGCGGCACAGCUGAAGAUGUGAAGGCCAGUCCCUCCUCUGUCACCAAGCGGAAGAGUAAACCCCUCUCUGACAUGGAGGUGAACUCCAGCUCGGAGGACUCCAAGGGCAGCAAACGCAUCCGCACGAACUCGAUGGGCUCGGCCACUGUGCCGUCCGCCACGGUCAAGGUGGAACCUGCUGUCCUGGACCGCAACUGCCCUUCUCCCAUCCUCAUCGACUGUCCCCACCCCAACUGUAACAAGAAGUACAAGCACAUCAACGGGCUGAAGUACCACCAGGCCCAUGCACACACAGAUGAUGACAGCAAGCUGGAGGCGGACGUGGACAGCGAGUACGGUGAGGAACCCUCCCUACACGCUGACAUCGGGAGCUGCAAUGGGGCCGCUGGCUCUCAGAAAGGCUCUCUCUCGCCAGCUCGCUCGGCCACCCCCAAGGUGCGCUUGAUGGAGCCCCACAGCCCCUCCCCGUCCAGCAAGUUCAGCACCAAGGUCCCUUGCAAGAAGAAGGUGAGUGGGGAGGGGGACACAGACCCAGGUGCCCUGUCCAAUGAUGGCUCCGAGGAUGGUCCGUCGGUGGCUGAUGAGACAAGUAAUGAUGACUUUGACUCUCUGGAGAAGCGAUGUGUUGAUAAGGACAAGUCAAAGAAGGCCUCUGGUGCUAAGCAGGAGAAGAUCACUUCCAAAAGCUUGAAGUCUGCCAGACCCAUUGCGCCAGCCAUCCCCCCGCAGCCGAUUUACACCUUCCAGACUGCCACCCUCACCACCGCCAGCCCUGGCUCAUCUUCUGGCCUUGCCACCACUGUGGUGCAGACCAUGCCCAACAGCCCCCAGCUCAAACCUAUCCAGCCCAAGCCAACAGUGAUGGGAGAGCCCUUCACCGUCAACCCCACCCUCACCCCUUCCAAGGAAAAGAAGAAGAAAGACAAGAAGAAGAAGGAACCCAAGGAGGUGGAAAACCCUUUGACUCCUGGCAAAGCAUGCAGAGCGGAGGAAGGCAAGAGCCCUUUCCGGGGGGAAUCCAGCGACCUGGGAAUGAAAGGCGAGGGGCUGCUGAAUGGUUCAUCUGACCCCCACCAGAGCCGACUCGCCAGCAUCAAGGCUGAGGCAGAUAAAAUCUAUAGCUUCACCGACAACGCGCCCAGCCCCUCCAUCGGCGGUGCCAGCAGGCUGGAGAACACCAACCCAGCCCAGCCCCUGACCCCGUUGCAUGUUGUCACCCAGAACGGGGCAGAGGCCAGCUCAGUGAAGACCAACAGCCCAGCCUACUCAGACAUCUCUGACGCUGGGGAAGAUGGGGAGGGUAAGCUGGAGAGCGUGAAGGUGAAGGAUCCAGAGCAGUUGGUCAAGGAAGGUGCCAAAAAAGCUCUUUUCCCCCCACAACCUCAGAGCAAAGAGUCUCCUUACUACCAAGGCUUUGAAACCUACUAUUCCCCAGGCUACCCCCAGGCCAGCCCAGGUCCCCUGAACCCCAGUGGGCAGUCUGUGGCUGAGACACAGACCUUGAAGCUGAAGAAGGAUGAGGAGCAGGAGAACCCAGACGUGAAGGUGAAGGGCGAAGGCUGCGAAGAGAAGAAGGCAGAGCUUGGUGGUGGCUCCAACCAGCAACCCUCAGUCAUCCAGCAGCGCCCCAACAUGUACAUGCAGUCCCUCUACUACAACCAGUAUGCCUACGUGCCGCCCUAUGGUUACAAUGAGCAGGGCUACCAUGCUCACCUGCUGAGCACCAACCCUGCCUACCGCCAGCAGUAUGAGGAGCAGCAGAAGCAGCGGCAGAGCCUGGAGCAGCAGCAGCAGCGGGGAGUGGAGAAGAAGGCGGAGCUGGGCUUGAAAGAGAGGGAGGCAGUGCUCAAAGAAGAGUGGAAGCAGAAGCCACCCAUGCCACCGACACUGACCAAAGCCCCAAGCCUCACGGACCUUGUCAAGUCAGGACUGAACAAGCCCAAGGAACCAGGAGGUCCUGACAUGGCCAAAUCUGUCAUCAUCCCCAAACUGGAGGACUCAUCCAAGCUAUCCGGCAGCCAGGUCGCUGAGGGGCUCAAGGUGAAGCUAAGCGAGGCCAGUCACCUUGGGAAGGAAACUGCUGAGACUAAGGCUGGCUCUGAGUGUGGCCGGCAAGCAGAGGUGGACCCUGUGCUCUGGUACAGACAGGAAGCCGAGCCCCGGAUGUGGACCUACGUGUACCCGGCAAAGUACUCAGACAUCAAGACGGAGGAUGAGCGGUGGAAAGAGGAGAGGGACCGGAAGUUGAAGGAAGAAAGGAAUCGAAGCAAAGAAGCCUCAUCCAAGGAGGACGGGAAGGAGAGCACCAGCUCCGAGUGCAAGCUGACCCCCCCUGAGGAACCUCGCAUGGUGGGGAAGGACCCCAGGCCCAGUGUCCACGUCCCCGUGUCCUCACCCCUCACGCAGCACCAGUCCUACAUCCCCUACAUGCACGGCUACUCCUACAGCCAGUCGUACGACCCCAACCACCCCAGCUACCGUGCCAUGCCCACCGUCAUGAUGCAGAAUUACCCAGGAUCAUACCUACCCUCCAGCUAUUCCUUCUCUCCAUACGGGAGCAAGGCGUCCGGCAGCGACGACAGUGACAAGUCCCGAGCCAGCCCCAGCGUGAGCUGUAAAUCCAGCUCAGAGUCCAAGGCCCUGGACAUCCUGCAGCAGCACGCCAGCCACUACAAGAGCAAAUCACCCACGAUAAGUGAGAAGACGUCUCAGGAGCGGGACCGCUGUGGGGUGGUGGGGGGCGGCGGGAGCUGCAGCAGUGUCGGGGGAGCUGGAACAGGAGAGCGGAGCGGCGACCGGCCCCGCACAUCGCCCUCCCAGCGCCUGCUCUCGACGCAUCACCACCACCACCACCUCGGGUACUCACUACUGCCAGCGCAGUACAACCUGCCCUAUGCAACAGGUCUCUCCUCCACAGCCAUUGUUGCCAGCCAGCAAGGCUCUACUCCCUCCCUAUACCCACCUCCCCGGAGGUGAGAAUGGUAAGGCUCUGCUCCUGCCAGGAUGGGCACGCAGGGGGUGCCCUCGAAGGUUUAGGAUCCUCCUGUUGCCCCAGGGGCUCGCGGGAGCUGACUUGCCCCUGGGUUGUGGCAGGACAUGAGGCGCUGGGAUGCCUGGGCUGUACAAGACAUGUGACUGGCUCACAUGGGGAAGCGCUGGAGACUCUCUUUAGACAUCAGUUGAAUGGUGUUAAUUGUUCUGCUUGACGUUCCUGCUGCGAUCCGAGGCAGACUCUGUCUUCUCCCCCUGUCGGACACACACUGACUGCCCCCCACACCCCCUUUGGUGAGUGGGAUAGCUGGUACCUGCGGAAAUAUUUAUUCUACUGGGCACCAGCGCUCAAGAUGGAGGCGUCUUGCCCGUCUGGUGCAUAUGAAGAGGAAACAGAAGCACUGAGGUUUCUUGAUGGAUUUCGGACCCCACCAUGUCUCUUCGAGCUGCUGCUUCAUGAUGGGACUGGGGGCAGUCAGGGUCUCAGAGCGUGGGGCUGAGCCUGCCAUGGGGUCUCAGGAAAAGAAGGGCUGGCUUACAAGGAGCCACGGCAGGCGUGGGGGGAGCUGUUGUGAGCCUGGGGGCAAUGUCACCCUAGCCAGAGGGAGCCAUGGGGCACAGGGUUGUGCUGCAUAUGAGGCUCUCCCUCUCCUAGUCCCUCAUCUGAUCCUGCAGCCCAAGGUACACACCGCUCUGUGCCCAUGGGCUGGAGCCACUGGUGUGUGUGGGACUGGUGGCCGGAGCAGUGGGAGCUCCUGGCCCCGGUGAAGCAACUUCUGCCCCAGGGGCUCAGGGCUCCAUGGGUCUGGGGGCAAGUGGGGCACAGAAUUGGGGGCUGUGCCUGGCACCCCACCUGGGGCUCCGGGGUCCCCCUGUGCCAUGCACGGUCCAGACCUGCCUGAAGGUCCUGCCCAUCACUUUCCAAUUGGUUUCUGAGCUGCAACUCAGUAAUACCCCCGGCCUUUCCUCUGCCCCCCUACCGUGGCAAACGCUCCCCAAACCCUAGGGCAGCACAUCCUGCUGGGGCGUGGCUGUAGCUCUCCUUUUCAUCCACCUUUUGUUUUUAGGGCGGCUCCCCCAGGCUGUGGGCAGGGCGCAGCAAGGAACAAGCACACUUAGGUUCUGCCAGAGGCACGUGGCGCUGUGCUGGUCCCUGCUCUGGCCUCAUGCUGGGGCUGGGGGCACCAGGCCCUGGAGGAAGCCGGUCCCUGCUUCCUGCUGUUCCCCAGCACUGAGGACAGGGGCUUUCUGGUCCUCUGCCCCCAGCCCCAGAGCAGCUCUCCCUGGGCCGACGCUCUACCUCGGCCCCGCAGUGGCUGGGCCAUCCCAGCUCCCCCCUCUCCUGCUGCCCGGCUGGGGGGACAUGGGGGCUGUGGGUUUUGGUUUUGUGUUUGUGUCCAUGUCGCACCCGGCCCCGAGGGCUGCUGUACGGGGAUGCUCUGCCCACCGGGCUUUGUACAUACUGUAAAAAGCAAUUGUUUGAAA